AUGCGCCUCGUCCCGCUCGUCCUCGGCGCGCUCGCCUCGCUCGCCACCCACGCCCUCGUCCUCGACCUCGCCGCAGACGCGUCCGCCGUCCAGGACGCCCUCGCCACGCCCUACGACUACAUCGUCGUCGGUGGUGGAACAGCCGGUCUCGCCGUCGCGUCUCGUCUCGGCGCUGGCGACUCGAGCAGCACGGUGCUCGUGCUCGAGGCCGGCGGCAACGGCCAGGGCGACCCCCGCGUCGAUAUCCCGGGAUUUGCGGGUGCGGCGCUCGGCACGCAGUUUGACUGGGGCUUUUCGACCACAUCGCAGAGCAACGCCAACGGUCGCUCGGUCUACUGGCCUCGCGGCAAGGUCCUCGGCGGCUCGUCGGCCAUCAACUUCCUCGUCUCGACUCGCCCGAACGCCGCCGAGCAGGACAUCUGGGCCAACCUUGCCGGCAGCUCGGCGUGGACCUGGAACUCGCUCCUGCCGUACUACAAGGCUGCCGAGAAGGGUUCGUCGCCCGGGUCCAACUCGCAGGCUCAAGUUCCGACCUGGGCCGCCGCCUCGCACGGCACGUCGGGCCCGAUCAAGACGUCGUUCGCCCCGUACAUGGCCAGCUCGUUCGCGGCCUUCUUCAAAGCCCUCCGCGCUCGCGGCAAGCCCGCCGCCACCGACCUGCACUCGGGCGCCAAUGCCGGCGUCAACCACGCGCCGUCGACUAUCGACCCGUCGACGCACACGCGGUCCUACUCGGCCGACUCGUUCCCCUCGCCCACAGUUGCUCUCGCCUCGAACGUGGUCGUCGUCGUCAACGCGCAGGUGACGCAGAUCGACUGGCGGGCGGGCACGACCGGUGACGUGGUCGCCGACGGCGUCUCGUUCGUCCCGACUGGCGGCGGCGACACUCUGAGCGUCACGGCAACUCGCGAGGUCAUCCUGUCGGCCGGCGCGGUCCAGUCGCCGCAACUUCUCGAGCUCUCGGGCGUGGGCGCCCCGUCGAUCCUCAACCCGCUCGGCAUCUCGACCGUCGUCGACCUUGCAGGCGUCGGCGAGAACCUGCAGGACCACCCGGAGAUCGUCGACGUGUACCGCCUCAAGCCGGGCAUCCCGUCGCUCGACCAGCUCUCGGACGCGACCGUCAUGGGCGACGCCCUCGCGCAGUACUCGACGGGCCAGGGCAUUCUCACCGAGGCGCUGUACCCGCUCGCGUUCCUCCGGCUCGGCGACUUCCUCACCUCGACCGAGCGCGCCGUCGUGUCGACCCUCGGCAGCCAGGCCAACAACCCGCAGCUCAACAGCCGCCAGUUCUCGGCCAGCUCGCAGAUGUACUCGGCCAACGUCCCCGUCAUGGAACUCCUGUCGAUCAACGUCUACUUUGGCGACUCGUUGGCCGAGCCAGGUCAGGCCUACGUCUCGCUCGCCGGGGGCCUCCAGCACUCGCUCAGUCGUGGCAGCAUCCACAUCGCCUCGUCGAACCCGCUCUCGCCACCCGUCAUCGACCCCAAGUACCUCCAGUCGCCGCUCGACACGUACCUGCUCGCCAAGGCCGGCGCCUACCUGCGCAAGACGGCCGCCCAGGCCAAGCUCGCCGCCGUCGUCGCGAGCGAGAAGGAGCCCGGCCUCGCCGUCCAGAGCGACGACGACUGGAUGACGUGGGUCCGCAGCACGGUGCGCACCGAGUACGUACCACCCCACCCGGUCGGGACGUGCUCGAUGCAGCCGCGUCAGUACGGCGGCGUCGUCUCGCCGUCGCUCAAGGUGUACGGCACGGCCAACGUGCGCGUCGUUGACGUCUCGGUCGUCCCGAUCCACGUCUCGUCGCACACCCAGUCGGUCGCCUGUGCGUCCCCCUCUCGCUCUCUUCUCUUUCGUUCGGCAGCCUCGUCGAGGAUACUGACUCUUGCCCUCACCCUCGCAGACGCGAUCGCCGAGAAGGCGGCGGCGCUCAUCCUCGCCGGGCAGUAA
Molecule: messenger RNA, 1947 nt
Organism: Rhodotorula graminis WP1
Lineage: Eukaryota; Fungi; Basidiomycota; Microbotryomycetes; Sporidiobolales; Sporidiobolaceae
Exons: 10
Coding region: 1-1947 (648 amino acids)
Molecular function (GO): flavin adenine dinucleotide binding; oxidoreductase activity, acting on CH-OH group of donors
Source: RefSeq, a predicted model, not a curated record